UCCUGGUUUAUUCACACAAAGAGAGAAGUCUCAGUAGAAUCUACACUAGCAGAUCCAUUUCUCUUCCCCAUUGCUGCCUCCUUUCUUCGAUAAAACCUAACCCUAGUUCUCUCCCUAUUUGGGAAUUUCAUUUCCUCGAUCCGAAAUGGCCACUGAAGAACCAGUUAUCGCUAAUGAGGUUGCUGAUGAAUUAGCCGCUCCUGAAGAGGUUAAGGAGGAGGAAAACCCUCCGGCCAAGUCUGGAAAAGCAAAGAAAGAGAUCAAGGCGAAAAAACCUGCUGCACCGAGGAAGAAAAGUGCCCCUUCUGCUCAUCCUCCAUACUUUGAGAUGAUUAAGGAUGCGAUUGUGACAUUGAAGGAGAGAACUGGAUCCAGCCAGUACGCUAUUACCAAGUUCAUUGAGGAAAAGCAGAAAAAUCUUCCACCGAAUUUCAAAAAACUGUUGCUUAACCAAUUGAAGAAGUUUGUUGCUUCUGAGAAGCUGGUGAAAGUUAAGAGCUCCUACAAGCUUCCAUCGGCUGCUAGGACUGCUGGUGCUACUGCCCCGGCGAAGAAGAAGUCUGCUGCCGCUGCUAAGCCUAAAGCAGCAAAGUCAAAACCCGCUGCUAAGGCUAAGCCCAAGUCCAAGCCUGCUGCCAAACCUAAAGCCGUCGUCAAGCCGAAGGCCAAGCCUGCUGCCAAGGCCAAACCCGCUGCCAAGGCCAAGCCCGCUGCCAAGGCCAAACCUGCUGCCAAGGCCAAGCCAGCUGCUAAGGCCAAGCCCAAAGCGGCUGUUACCAAGCCCAAAGCUGCUGCUGCAAAGCCUAAGGCUGCUCCUGCGAAAGCAAAGGCUGCGGCUAAGCCAAAGCCAAAGGAGAAGACGCCAGCUAAGGUUGCAAGGACGGCUACCAGAACGACUCCAAGUCGGAAAGCUGCACCAAAGGCAGCACCUGCCAAAAAGGAACCGGCAAAGAAGGCACCUGCUAAGAGCGUGAAGUCGCCGGUGAAGAAGGCUGCCACAAGGAGGGGAAGGAAGUAGAAGAGCAGGGAUAGAGGAUUUGUGUGUAGGGGUAGUCCUGUAAAUUCCCUGAAUCUUGUUGGUUGAUUUGGGUUUUUUUGCCCAUGGGAAGCUAUAGAAAUCUGGUUUAUUUUUCUCCUUUCUUGGCCCUUGUUUACAGUGUUUAGAUUUUUUUUUUCUUUUUAAUUCCGUGUUAGGGAUUUGGAACAGUUCUGCUCUGUACUGAUAUAUCAUUCUGUUUAUGAGAAAUUAGAGUUUAUGCCCUUA
Molecule: messenger RNA, 1264 nt
Organism: Solanum dulcamara
Lineage: Eukaryota; Viridiplantae; Streptophyta; Magnoliopsida; Solanales; Solanaceae
Product: histone H1-like
Exons: 2
Coding region: 146-1018 (290 amino acids)
Biological process (GO): negative regulation of DNA recombination; nucleosome assembly; chromosome condensation
Cellular component (GO): nucleosome; nucleus
Molecular function (GO): double-stranded DNA binding; nucleosomal DNA binding; structural constituent of chromatin
Source: RefSeq, a predicted model, not a curated record